Molecule: messenger RNA, 1765 nt
Organism: Peromyscus maniculatus bairdii (prairie deer mouse)
Lineage: Eukaryota; Metazoa; Chordata; Mammalia; Rodentia; Cricetidae
Source: RefSeq, a predicted model, not a curated record
AAGUUGGGGACUGACUGAAAGGUCAACUUUGAAAAGUAGUCGGUGCCCGUCUCGUGGGCUGGGGAGCCGGGCAGGUCUGGAUGUGAAUGGCAGCCCCACUGCUCAGCAGGCUUUGUAGCCGUGGGACAGUUCCUAAGCCUCCCUGGUCAUCACCAAAUAGGUGACAGCCUCCACUCAGGCUGGAGCAAUCAAUCCCCGGGGCCUCACGCAACUGGAAUAUUAGGGAAGCUAAGACUCUAUGAAGACAGAGCUCAGGCUCCUGUCUGCUGUCUGCCCUUCAACACACUCAACACACACACACACACACACACACACACACACACACACACACACACACCCCGUUUCAUUAGCUCCAGGCAGCUGGGACUUGAGAGGGUCCCGGGUGCAGCAGAAUGCUUAGCUGUGUUCCCAGGAGUCUCUCUCUCAUCCCUGUAUGUUGCCCAUAUCCCAAUGACUGGAAGAGGAAAGCCCUCCUCCGCUGGGCUCCCGUCUCAUCUGGACCACUGUCCUUCCCCUCGCUUCCCUCCCUUUGGUCCCUGGGGAAAGUAUGGAUUUCAGAUCAAGUGGAAUCCCAGCCUGGCCACUUAAGAGCUGACUGGCAGCCGCUUCAUAUCUCUGGCCUCAGUGUCUUGUCUGAAAACUGGAUCAACGUGUGUGGAGGUCAGAAGUUGGCACCGAACGUCUUCCUCGGCCACUUUCCGCCCAGGUGUUUGAGACAGUCUGUCACAGAGCCGGGAGCUCACCGGUGCCACCUGUGAGGACCAGCCAGCUGCCGGAGGGCUUGCCCAGGAGGCUGAAGAAGGCCUCUUCACUUAUGUGUUCCGGCCAUCCCAACACAUGCGCAGCCACCAGGUGACUUCAGCCCAGCUGUGGUUCCACACGGGGCUAGACAGGAAGAACACAGUGACCUCCAAUGGUUCUGCGCCCCUUCUAGACCUGCUGGUGCUGUCAUCUGGGGGGCCCACAGCUGUGCCUGUGACCUUGGGACAGGGCCCUCCUCGCUGGGCUGUACUGCACCUGGAGGUCUCUGCUCUCCCUCUGCUGACCCACCCCAUCCUUGUCUUGCUGCUUCGAUGCCCACUCUGUUCCUGCUCAGCCCGGCCCGAGACCACGCCUUUCCUGGUGGCCCACACUAGGGCUAGACCACCCAGUGCGGGGGAGAGGGCCCGCCGUUCGACUCCCUCGAUGCCCUGGCCUUGGUCUCCUGCCGCUUUGCGUCUGCUGCAGAGGCCUCCCGAGGAACCCGCUGCGCAUGCCCACUGCCAUCGAGCUGCGCUCAACAUCUCCUUCCAGGAGCUGGGCUGGGACCGCUGGAUUGUGCACCCUCCUAGUUUUAUCUUCCACUAUUGCCAUGGUAGCUGUGGGGUGCCCACAUCUGACCUGCCCCUGCCGCCAGUCCCUGGGGUUCCCCCUACCCCUGCUCAGCCCCUGUUUCUGGUGCCAGGGGCCAAGCCCUGCUGUGCCGCUCUGCCAGGGAGCAUGAGGUCCCUUCGUGUCCGAACCACCUCAGAUGGAGGUUACUCUUUCAAGUAUGAGAUGGUACCCAACCUUAUUACACAACACUGUGCGUGUAUCUGAAAGCAUCUUGUUUCCUCAUCCAUCCCACAGCCGAUGGCCGCCGUCAUCAGCUAGGAGGAAACCAGGGUGUGGAAAACAGACAGUUUCCGUGUCCUCUUCCCUACACUUUUCUGUCUGAGGGCCCCAUACCCUAUUCCAUCCUGCUCUUGAGGAUAACAAUAAAUAAAGAAGAGUGUGUGACUUGGCA